GUUUUAACUUACGCGCGCUGGUUAAAGUUACUUCAGGAAAACACAGAAGGUGAUCACCGACAAUACGAAAGUUUCCCAUCCAAUAAGCAUGGCACAGUCAUCUUGUAGAUGCUAUUGCAGUGUUCCUUGUUGUUCAAACAACAAACAUAAAUUUCCUUAUUUAAGUUUCCACGAUUUUCCAGUGGACGCUGAAAUACGUGCUCGUUGGGUUAGGGCAAUCAAAAGAGAUGAGGGACCGAGUUUUAAAAUCCUCGUGGGAGCACUUACGUGUGUAGUCAGCACUUUACCCCAGAGGAUAUAUGUACAUCAACCAGUGGACGAACCAGGAUUAAGAAAGGAGCAACGCCAUCUAGAUUCCCCUGGAAUGACUGGGGUAAAGGAAGAGCCUCACAAGCUCGACAGCCAGUUUACCAGAGAGCAAGGAAGCAUUUUAGGGCUGCAGUCCUAGAUGAAUCUCAGGAGAUGCCUGUCCCAGGAGACAUCACAGAGGAGGCACUGCCUGCGGGUGGAGUAGCAAAAGAUCAUGACUAUGCCUACCAUCCUUCUCCUGGUAAACUGGAUGCUGCUGCAUGGAGAAUUCAAGAGUUGGAGUUUCAGGUUGUGUCACUAGAACUGGAAAUCCAGCAGCUGACAGUUAAGCAGCAGCAGCCUCUGAUUUUCAAGUUCUGUGUCACAGAUGAGGACUUUCGUUACUACACUAGGUUCAGCUCAAAGGAGGUCUUCACUGUGUUUUGGGAGUCAGUUUACCCUUCUGCUUCAAGGCUUUUGUACUGGUCCAAGGCACAGCAAACAGCACAAGAGACACCUAGCCCUCAGCGAAAACUUCCGCUCAUUGAUGAACUGUUCAUGUUUCUCUGUCGUGUUGCAGCUGGUUUUCAGGAGAAAACCUUAUCAAUCAUCUUCGAGGUCAGCUUGUCUACUGUCAGUCGCAUCAUCUUAACAUGGACAAGCUACCUUUACCAGGUUCUUGGCUCGCUACCAUUGUGGAUGACGAGAGAGCAAGUGCAGGCCACAAUGCCUGACAAGUUCAAGCUCUACUGCCCUCAGGUGAGAGUGAUAAUAGACUGCACCGAGAUCCGUUGUGAAACAGCAUCUUCUCUCUUACUACAGUCGGAAACGUUUUCCAACUAUAAAAACCACACCACCUUUAAAGGUCUAAUUGGCAUUGCCCCAUGUGGGGUUAUCACAUUUGUUUGAAAUUGU
This is a messenger RNA of Xyrauchen texanus (razorback sucker), 1203 nucleotides long. RefSeq lists its product as uncharacterized. Lineage: Eukaryota; Metazoa; Chordata; Actinopteri; Cypriniformes; Catostomidae. The coding region runs from base 463 to 1197 and encodes 244 amino acids. The transcript is spliced from 4 exons. The record is from RefSeq and is a predicted model, not a curated record.